Messenger RNA from Caenorhabditis bovis, 297 nucleotides. The record is from the annotation of a GenBank genome assembly. NCBI's taxonomy places the organism in Eukaryota, Metazoa, Nematoda, Chromadorea, Rhabditida, Rhabditidae.
AUGUUGGACAAUUUCUCAAAUAUUAAGAAUGCAAAAUUGUCCGAUCGUGACGGAAUCGAGAAUGAAGAAGCAGCAGAUGCUGGUUAUGACAUCGAUGGUUACUGUGAAAUUUCACUCGGAAAUAUCGUUGCGAUGGAAACGACUCGCCACGAAGGCAAUACGAUCACAGAAGCAAUGAGAGUCGACGACGGUCCGAAGAUGCCCUGGGUCGUUGGUCCGAAUGCACUAGGAAACGUAGCUCAGAAAGCCGCCACUACGCCUGGACUUGCUACAGCAGCAAGAAAAGCAAUAGAGUGA